AUGAUCGCGAAAAGUGUUCUCGUGAGCGCUGCUCUCUUCGCUUUGGCGGCUGUGGCCCACGGGCAACAGAUUGGUGAGUUCUAGGCCAUCACUAUGGAUUUCUAGUCCCCCGCUUUCAGAUUGCUGUGCGUACCCGAUCACCAUCAGCAUCACGGCGACCAACGUCACCAUAUUCCGUUUCACUUGCGACGAACCCAUGAAGAUCUACUGCGCACUCGCUCCAGACCCGGAUGAGACGUUCCGACGUGUGGCAGCCGUUGGAAAACAGAUCAACUCGACGGAGAGCAUUCCGCAGAAUAUUGUGAGUGCAAUAGAAGUUGACGGAAGAAACUGGAAAGUAGUGGAUUCCAGAUCGCAUCGGAUACCACUAUGGCCUCUGCUGACAUCGUCUGCGACGCUAAGAAACAUUUGUGGCACGGAUAUAAGCGGGUGAAGCUGUACAACUCGUUCUACUGCGCCUAUCAGAAAGCGGACGGAUCCUGGAUUCAUGGAUAA
Molecule: messenger RNA, 495 nt
Organism: Caenorhabditis sp. 36 PRJEB53466
Lineage: Eukaryota; Metazoa; Nematoda; Chromadorea; Rhabditida; Rhabditidae
Source: the annotation of a GenBank genome assembly